AUGGUCACGCCGCCCUGCGUGCAGUGGCUUCUUUGGGCCACGCUGGCCAGUGCCGAAGAGGCAUACUUGCGGGACUGCCACAGGCUCAUGGAAAGCCAGCUCAGAGAAAGCCACAUCCAGCCGGCCUGUCAUCAGAAGGUCGCAGGCAUCUACUGCUCCCGGCUGCUGGAGGUGGAGAGACCUCGACCGCUGGCUGGGAACUGUCCACUGGAUCCAUUACGGAUGGCAUCACCGAACCACGCAGUAGAGGGCGACGUCCCACCUACGGCUGGUAUGCAGCACCGCAACUUGCAAGAAAUCGCUUUCGGGGUGCUGGUCCUCGCUGCCUACGAAGCUCAGCUUGGGCUUGUCCAGCGACUUCUUACUUCCCUCUGGCGGCGAACUCAUACCUUCCUGGUCCACGUCGACCUGAAGUCGGAGCAACUGGAGCGGAAGCUUCGAGACUGGUCCGCUUCAGAUCCAAAGCUCGCCAAUGUCCAUGUGGAGCGUGCUGUGGGGGUUCGCCGCUCUGGGGCCUCCCUGUUGGCAGCCGAGCUGUAUGGGCUGAAGAGGCUGCUGAGCCUUUCCAAGACCUGGCACUACUUCAUGACCCUGUCGGACAGUGAUCAGAUGGUCCGGCCCGCAGACUACUUGCAACGUGUCCUGGGCCUGCACUGGGGCAGAAGCUUUAUCAACACGGAGGUGAGGUGCUCGACGUGA
This is a messenger RNA of Symbiodinium sp. CCMP2456, 699 nucleotides long. NCBI's taxonomy places the organism in Eukaryota, Dinophyceae, Suessiales, Symbiodiniaceae. The record is from the annotation of a GenBank genome assembly.